CUUUCAGGGGAUGCAUCCUCUGUUCAUGCUUUAAUCUGGACAACCCAGCCUUGGACAAUUCCAGCUAACCAGGCAGUUUGUUAUAUGCCAAAUGCUGAGUAUUCUCUAGUGAAGUGCUUAAAUACAGAAGAACUCUACCUUCUAGGUACAGAAUGUGUAGAAUCUACAGCAGCUAUCCUGGACACGCAGUUUGAAAUUCUUCAGACAGUCACAGGUUCUGAUUUAAAAGGUGGAGUCUGUAGCCAUCCCACAAUUCCUGGAAGAGAGUCCCAGCUUUUGCCUGCAAACCACGUCACAAUGGUGAAAGGGACAGGGUUGGUCCAUACCGCCCCAGCUCAUGGAAUGGAAGAUUAUGGUGUCGCUUCCCACCACAAACUCUCUGUUGAUUGUUUAGUGGAUGAAAAUGGCUUUUUCACUGAAGCGGCUGGAUUAGAGCUUCAAAACAAGUAUGUCCUUAAUGAAGGAAAUGAAACAGUCAUCCAAAUGUUGCAUGGGGCAAACAUGCUGAUGAAAGAGGAAGACAUAAGACACAGUUACCCAUAUGACUGGAGAACAAAAAGGCCAGUAAUUAUACGAGCCAGCAAACAGUGGUUUGUAGAUACUGCAAGUAUCAAGAACAGAGCCCAGGAGUUGUUGAAGAAAGUAAAACUGAUUCCACAUUCAGCAAUGAAUAGUAUGAUUGCCAUGUUGGACAGACGGACAUAUUGGUGUAUUUCAAGACAGCGUUGCUGGGGGGUACCCAUUCCUGUUUUCUAUCACAAGGAAACUGCAGAACCACUCAUAAACAAACCAUGGAAAUAUGAAAAUUUAUUUACUAGAAGAGUUCAAAUGGGAGGUAUUGGAUAAACUGUUGAUACUUAAAGUUGACGUGGCACUGACUGGAUGAGAUGUAUCCAAGGAUGCUAAAGGAAGUGAGAGUGGAAAU
This is a messenger RNA of Rhincodon typus (whale shark), 925 nucleotides long. Its product is annotated as isoleucine--tRNA ligase, mitochondrial. Gene Ontology annotation, molecular function: aminoacyl-tRNA deacylase activity; isoleucine-tRNA ligase activity; ATP binding. Gene Ontology annotation, biological process: isoleucyl-tRNA aminoacylation. Lineage: Eukaryota; Metazoa; Chordata; Chondrichthyes; Orectolobiformes; Rhincodontidae. The transcript has 7 exons. Bases 85 to 846 code for a protein of 253 amino acids. Gene Ontology annotation, cellular component: cytosol. The record is from RefSeq and is a predicted model, not a curated record.